GCCGAACAGCUGACUGCUGAAUUAAAAUGGCUUCCAGCGGCUGGUCUGAAAAAAUCCUGCAUCUGCUUCGACGAAUGAACAACUUUUAUUUAGCAGGUUCUGGUCGGUCCAGCUGCUUCAGGUUUGAGAUAGACGGAGCCCAGGUUGGCUGGAUUCCUCCUCAUGUAGCCUCCCUGCUCACACCAUACACUGAUGUGUUCUCCCCACCACAAGAGGGCGCUGUGUCGCUCUGUUCCAGCCUGGGCUGCUAUGAUAGAAGGUCAGAGGCCGUGGAUGAAGUUCUACAGAAGCUCAGACAGGAGAGCUCCCUAAGCUGCCUCAGAGGAUGGAGGGAUGAGAGGUACAGUGUGAAGCCCAGGUUCUCUGAUCAGCCUCUGAUGUGGAUGGAAAGAGCAGCUACAAGUCUUUUUGGUGUCAAGAGGUAUGGAGUUCAUAUCAAUGGAUACACCAUCAGUGACAGCGGGGAGAUAAGCAUGUGGCUAGCCCGGCGCUCUGCUACCAAGCAGACGUAUCCUGGACUGCUGGACAACAUGGCGGCUGGAGGUCUGGCUGCUGAUGCUGGAAUCAAAUACACUCUGAUUAAAGAGUGUGAAGAGGAGGCAUGCAUCCCAGCAGACAUAGCCAUAAAGGCUCAUCCCGUAUCAACUGUGAGCUACACCUAUGAAGAUGAAGAGGGGGUGUUCCCAGAGAGCCAGUUUGUCUUUGACUUGGAGCUCCCUCUGGACUUCAAGCCACGCAUAGGAGAUGGAGAAGUUCAGGAAUUCUACCUGCUGCCAAUAGAAAAGGUGAAGGAACUGCUAGCCACUGAUGACUUCAAGCCCAACUCUGCCAUGGUCGUCCUAGACUUCCUCAUCCGACACUCGUUUGUUGAACCGGACACAGAGCCAUAUUAUCAAGAAUUUGUAACAGGACUCCAUCAAACCUUAUAGACAAGAAACGCCACCUUGGUUUCCACUCGGUGGUGUGGAUUCAGUAACCGGAGGCAGAGCGUCGAGGGCAGUGAAUCAGAUGAGGACAGGAACGGAUCCUGACCAUCUCAACACUGGGAGGGCUUCUGUAUAAAGAGAGGACAGCAUAUCCUAACUGUCAAAGUUUAGCUUACUUCAAUGAGCGAUGCUCAGUGCUCACACAUGUUCAGAUCAAAUGCAAAGGAUGAAUUGAAGUAGAAGGUUUUAUGCAUAAAUUCAUAUCUCUGUUUAACUGCAAAAUUUCUUACAAACUGCAAAUGAUGAAAAAAAGAUGAGAAGGAACAUUGAACCAAUGAAACGCCUCUUAAAAUGUUGAAUUGUUUAAAUGGUUUAAAAGUUGUUGGCUUUUUUUGAGUGAAAUUACCUUUUCGUCUUUGGUAGAAGUUAUUUAAAGGAAUUCAGAAUUCAAAUUUCUGAAAGUACUUUAAAUAUGAAGUUAUUACAUACUGUUCAAUAAAUGAUAAGCGUUUCUUUUUUUU
Messenger RNA from Cyprinodon tularosa, 1447 nucleotides. RefSeq names its product thiamin pyrophosphokinase 2 (gene tpk2). Bases 27 to 929 code for a protein of 300 amino acids. Lineage: Eukaryota; Metazoa; Chordata; Actinopteri; Cyprinodontiformes; Cyprinodontidae. Gene Ontology annotation, molecular function: 8-oxo-dGDP phosphatase activity. The record is from RefSeq and is a predicted model, not a curated record. The transcript is spliced from 8 exons.